Messenger RNA from Alternaria atra, 1053 nucleotides. RefSeq lists its product as uncharacterized. Lineage: Eukaryota; Fungi; Ascomycota; Dothideomycetes; Pleosporales; Pleosporaceae. Gene Ontology annotation, biological process: protein processing. Bases 1 to 1053 code for a protein of 350 amino acids. Gene Ontology annotation, cellular component: Dsc E3 ubiquitin ligase complex; endoplasmic reticulum. The transcript has a single exon. The record is from RefSeq and is a predicted model, not a curated record.
AUGGCGAACGCGCCAGCUCUCCCCGAACAAAUCGUAUACCUGAUCAUACGCUUCACAGCCUCAAUACCCGACCUCCCACUCUCAAUAAACACCCGACGAACAACCUUCACCCUCUCCCUCAAACAACUCAUCCGCCAACAUCUCCCCUCCGAGCACGCCUCCGCGCGCCUCCGCCUCAUCUAUGCAGGCAAAGUCCUCGCAGACACAGACCCAUUAUCCAAGUCCUUACGAUUACCGUCCCCGCCACCUCCUCGUAAUGUUAAGAAGAACAGCGAUGGGGCGGGAUUGGGAGGAGGAGACAACGGAGAAGCCAGCAAUAGCAAAGGGAAACAACCCCUCCGAGAAACCCCAGCAGUCGAAUACGGCACGACAACAGACAUACCCCCCGAAGCAAAGAAAUACUACAUCCACUGUUCCCUCGGCGACCCUCUCUCCGCAUCUGAACUCGACAGCGAAGCUAAACUUGCGCAAGACACUAAGACGGCAUUCAAGUCGCAGUAUACAUCUUCUUCCUCCAUCCCCUCUACCUCUGCCUCCCAACGGCUCGCAAGUACCACAAUAACGGAUGGUAAUGCACGGAGACGUAGUUCUACAACUAGUACAACAGCGAAUACCGUACCGCAAGCACAAGGCUUCGAUAGGCUACUCAGUUCAGGUUUCACCCGCGACGAAAUAGCCUCCCUCCGCGCGACCUUUACACAAAACCUCUCCUUCACACAUACCCCCGAUACCAUGCCCACCCCUGCGCAAAUCCGCGUGCUAGAAGACCGGUGGCUGGACUCUUCGGCUAAUGACCCUUCUGCCUCACUCACGGGUACUACAGCUGCUGGAGGUGCUGGUGGAGCGGAAACAGGCUGGGGCGCGGGCUUUGCGGUGGAAGAAGGUGGGUUGGAUGAUAUGUUGUAUGGAUAUCUAACCGGGUUCUUCUUUCCGUUGGGCAGUUUGGUUUGGGGGUUCAGGGAGGAGGGGGUUUGGACGAGGAGGAGGCAGGUUGCUGUUGUGAUGGGGGUUGUACUGAAUUGCGUUUUUGGAUUUAUGCGGUGGGGUGGGUAG